Molecule: messenger RNA, 5202 nt
Organism: Mesoplodon densirostris (Blainville's beaked whale)
Lineage: Eukaryota; Metazoa; Chordata; Mammalia; Artiodactyla; Ziphiidae
Gene: CGAS
Product: cyclic GMP-AMP synthase
Exons: 5
Coding region: 150-1691 (513 amino acids)
Biological process (GO): activation of innate immune response; DNA damage response; negative regulation of double-strand break repair via homologous recombination
Cellular component (GO): cytosol; site of double-strand break; nucleus
Molecular function (GO): 2',3'-cyclic GMP-AMP synthase activity; chromatin binding; double-stranded DNA binding
Source: RefSeq, a predicted model, not a curated record
CCUCGCCUGGGCCUCUUCUUCCGCACCGCGUUUGCUAAGUUCCCGCCAGAUGUUGAAGUUUCAUUUCCAAUUGCCACUGCUGGCUCCUCCUCCCAAGACCUUUUCCCGAAGCCGAGUCUUCUCCCUCUGGGGAGCCGAGAGCGCCAGCCAUGGCCCCGCGGCGCGGAAAGGCGACGGGAGCAGCUUCGGGGGCGAAAGCCGCCGCCCCCAGGGUCUCGGCGCCGCGUGUGAAGGGCGCCCCGACCGAGCCUAGAGAGUCCCCGGCCGUCCCUGAGGCCGCCCGGCCCAGCGCGCGGAGGUGCGGCCCCGCCAGGCCGUCGGGAUCCCGGAGGGAGAAGAGCGGCCCGGACUCCCAGGAGAAGCGGCAGGUACGCACGCGGGCUGCCCGCGCCGAGGACCAGGCGGAGGGUCCGGCUGCUCGGACCGAAGGGGUGAUGCCUCCCGCGGCCCCGGGACGGCCCCUUCCCAGGCCUGCAUCUCGCCGCGAGGGCACCGCGCGCUCCGCUCGGGAGCGGAGACCCCAGCCCGGGCCCACGGAGGUCCCUGGCCCGCUGGUCCCAGUCCCCAGUCUCGGGCGCGGGAAGGAGGCGCCCGGCGCCUGGAAGCCCCGGGCGGUACUGGAGAAGUUGAGGCUGAGCCGCCUGGAAAUCUCUGCGGCGACGGAGGUGGUGAACAGUAUCACGGACCACCUGCUGCGGAGACUGCAGAGCAGUAAGUCCGAGUUCAAAGGCGUCGCGCUGCUGCGCACCGGGAGCUACUAUGAGCGCGUGAAGAUUUCUGCUCCUAAUGAAUUUGACGUUAUGUUCAAACUGGAGGUCCCCCGAAUUCAGCUAGAAGAAUAUUGCAACAGUGCUGCUCAUUACUUUGUGAAGUUCAAAAGAAAUCCCAAAGGAAAUCCUCUGGGUCAGUUUUUAGAAGGGGAAAUAUUAUCAGCUUCUAAGAUGCUGUCCAAGUUUAGGAAAAUCAUUAAGGAAGAAAUUAAAAAUAUUGAAGAUACAGAUGUCAUGGUGGAGAGGAAGAGAAGAGGGAGCCCUGCAGUAACACUUCUGGUUAGAAAACCUAAAGAAAUAUCUGUCGAUAUAAUCCUGGCUUUGGAAUCUAAAAGCAGCUGGCCUGCUAGCACCCAGGGAGGCCUGCCCAUCAGUAACUGGCUUGGAGCAAAAGUUAAGAACAGUUUAAGACGACAGCCAUUUUACCUCGUACCCAAGCACGCAAAGGAAGGAAGUGGUUUUCAAGAAGAAACAUGGCGUCUGUCCUUCUCUCACAUUGAAAAGGAAAUUUUGAAAAAUCACGGACAAUCUAAAACAUGCUGUGAAAUUGAUGGAGUGAAAUGUUGCAGGAAAGAGUGUUUAAAACUAAUGAAAUAUCUUUUAGAACAACUGAAAAAAAAGUUUGGAAACCGAAAGGAACUGGAUAAGUUCUGUUCUUAUCAUGUGAAAACUGCCUUCUUUCACGUCUGUACCCAGGACCCAGAUGACAGUCAGUGGCAGUCCAAGGAUCUGGAGCUCUGCUUUGAUAACUGUGUGACAUACUUUCUUCAGUGCCUCCAGACAGAACAACUUGAGCAUUAUUUCAUUCCUGAAGUCAAUCUCUUCUCUCGAGACCAUAUUGACAAGCUAAGUAAAGAAUUUCUGUCAAAGCAAAUUGAAUAUGAAAGAAACAAUGGAUUUCCAGUUUUUGGUGAAUUUUGAAAUUAUAUUUUUAAAAAGAAUCAAGAAUUAGAAUGACUUUAUAAUCAUUGAAAUGUGUCACAGCAGUGAUUGACUAAAAUGAAUGUAAAUGAUUAUUCAGCUCUCCGUUUCUCUUCAUAAACUCUAAUCAAUAAAAAAAGGAUGGAUUAUCCUAGGAAACAGAUUAUUCAAGGAAUAAGAAGCAAAGGAGUAUUUAAAAUAUAAAAGCUUUACCAGAGUGGCAUGAAAAGAAGGACAAAAUACAUAUCACCUCAAUUAAAUUCAUCAAGCACUGACUGAACACCACUUCUUACCUAGCACAGAUGUGUGGAAGGAGGCAAGGUCAUUGCCUCCACGAACUGGUAGUUUUCGUUUAACAUACAAAUAUGUUUGGAAGCCAUGUCCUGUCCUAUGUGUUAGGAUAGGUAAGAAGGAAAUGAAAAAAUAGGUUCUGUGUGUCCCGGGAAGUUCUUAAUCUUUCAUAGAAAAAUAUAGGAUACUUUUCUACACAUGGCUAAAUAUAAAACAUAACUUACUUUCUUUUAAGUAAUACUUUUAUAUGUAUUUCUGAAAAGGCAAUACACACAUGGUACAAAACUCAAAGAAAAGGGUAUGGAAUAAAAUGCCAUCCUCUCUCCUCUGCACUUAGGCAGCAUUCAACUUGAGGCAGUUGCUGUCUGUUAACUUUUUCCUAUUCAGAUAUUUUGCACAUUUUCUUACUGGCUUUUUAAAUUGUUUUCUCAUUGUCAUUUUGUUGUCAUUCUCAUAUCAUGAAUAACUUCUGUGUAGACUGUCUAUACCAAUUUUUGUGUCUUCUAGUGAGAAAGGUUUUAAAAUUUAAAUUUUGAAUGUAUCAGUCUUCUUUAUGCUUGUGCAUUUUAUGUAUCUUCAACAACCUAAUGUGUUUGAACAUACUAAAACUUGGACAUUUGGAGGAGAGUUUUGGGGACAGUGUACGAUAAAUAAAUAGAAACUUAGGCAAACAAAAAAAUCCAAGCUGCUUUUAACUCCAGGAAAAAAUGAAUGUGUGCAAGAAAACUAAUCAUAGUCUAAUUUGAGAAUAUUACUCAACUGUAAGUAUUUGUGAAGUCAAAGUAAUAUUAUAACUAUUGACUAUUAACCUUAUCAGGAUUAUGAUUAGUUAUAUGGAGAGGAUAGGGCCUGAGUGCUUGUGAGUGGCGGUGGUAGAGGGGGUUGGACUAUAUUAGUUUCCUACUGCCGUAUAACAACUUACCACAAACUUCGUGUAUUAAAACAGUAUACAUCGGGGCUUCCCUGGUGGCGCAGUGGUUGAGAGUCUGCCUGCCGAUGCAGCGGACACUGGUUCGUGCCCUAGUCCAGGAGGAUCCCACAUGCCGUGGAGCGGCUGGGCCCGUGAGCCAUGGCUGCUGAGCCUGUGUGUCUGAAGCCUGUGCUCCGCAAGGGGAGAGGGGGAGAGGCCACAGCUGUGAGAGGCCCGCAUACUGCAAAAAAAAAAAACAAAACAGUACAUAUUUAUUAUCACAGUUUCUGUGGAUCAGGAUUCUGGGCAUGGUUCUGCACAGGGUCUCACAGGGCUUCAGUCAAGGUGUCAGUUGGGACUGCAGUCUUAUCUGAGGCUUGACUGGAGAAAGAUCCACUUUUAUUGGCAGUAUUCAGUUUCUUACAGUUUUAAGACUGAGAACUUCAGUUACUGUUGGCCAGAGAUUGCCCUCAGCUGCUAGAAACUGCCUUCAGUUCCCUGCCAUGUAAACUCCCAGCAUUGGCAGCCCAUAACAUGGCAACACUUCAAAGCUGGGAGAGAGGGAGAGACUCCAGCAAGAGGGUGCAACAGUCUUAUUUAACAUAAUUACAUACACAUGAUCAUGUACAGCCCAUAACCUUUACCGUAUAAUUGGUUGGAAGCAAGUGAUUGGUCCCACCCAUGCUCAAGGGGAGGGGAAUCACUUAAGAGUGUUAUGUCAGUUUAAACAACUGUAUAGUUGGGGGAAAACACUACCCACAAGACUACUCUCACUUCUGACAUCAGUUGCAGUUUCAGGAGAUUCUCCAAAUCAUUCUCAGGUUUGAUAAUUCACUAGAAAGACCGAACUCAACUGAAACCAGUGUAUUUAUGGUUACAGUUUAUUACAGGGUAAGGAUAUAGGUUAAAAUCAGCUAAGGGAAAAAGCACAUAAAGCAGAGUCCAUGAGGGUACCAAACACAGGCAUUCUUUUUUCCCUGGGGAGCCAUGGAUACAUUUUAUCUCUUGGCAUCAAUGUAUAACAAUACACAUGGAAUAUUGCUGACCAGGGAAGCUCACCUAAGCUGCAGUGUUCACAGUUUUUAUUGGAGCUCAGUGGUUGGCUUGAUUUAAUGCUGUUUUUCAGUUUUGGUAUCAGUUAUCUUAGCUUUAUGAGUUGAAGAGUUUUUCAACUUUUCAUCUUUUAUUUCCAGAGGGUAUGUCAGAUUUACCCUCUUGAAAGCCCUUGAUUACUUUUCCUGUUUCUUCUGUUUUCAGCUUAACUACCUGAGUUAAUUUUACUAAUUUAGGAAAAUAUAGUCACACUUGUGAAUUCAUAUUUGACAUACAGUGUUCUUACUAAAGAAUCAGCUGUUGGUUUUCACUGAACACUGUAUGUUCUAAUUUGUUAAUUUCUGCUUUUACCUUUCUUCUUUUCUCCUAUCAGUCUUCCUAUCAGUAAUACCAGGAAAUUACUAGUGCAUAAAUGAAUAAUGUAGGAUUAGGUGAUGAGGGCCUAACUAAUUAUACACAAAUAUAAAUACUAAAUGUUAAUAUGAGUAAUUAUCACAUAGGGAACAGAAAACUGUACACAAAACUAUAAGGGGAGGUAGGGGAACAUGAUUAGUCAAAGAAACUUUCAUGGAAAUCAAUUUACCUAGGAUUUAUUUUAGCAUGGAGUGCUACGCUAAAAUGUAAGAAACAGCUGUUGUGUAUUUUUGUCCCAUGAAAUCUUUUUACUGUUUCAUUUCAAAGUAGGUUAAGUAUAAGAAAACUACCAAGGGACUUCCCUGGUAGUCCAGUGGUUAAGGAUCUGCCUUCCAAUGCAGGGGAUGCGGGUUCAAUCCCUGGUUGGGGAACUGAGAUCCCACAUACAGGGCAACUAAGCCUGUACGCCGCAACUACUGAGCCUGUGGGCCUCAACAAGAGAGCCUGCAUGCCACAAACUACAGAGCCCAUGCGCUCUGGAGCCCGCGCACCGCAACAAAGAGCCCUCGCGCUCUGGAGCUCACGUCAUAACUAGAGAGAGGCCCGUGCACCACAACAAAGACCCUGCUCACCACAAGAGCCUGCAUGCUGCAACGAAGAUCGCGUGGGCCGCAACUGAGACCUGAUGCAGCCAAAAAUAAAUAAAUAAAAUAGAUAAAUAUUUUAAAAAGUACCAAAUAAAAUACUAUUUGAUAACCAAAAAAUUAAAGGGCUAUUGAGAAAGACAUAUCAGCUUGUCUUUUAUCAUAGAAACAAAUUUACUGUGUUAACAGCAUCUUUUUCACUGCUAUGACAUCUGAACAAGCUUUAAAUGCUUUAAAGAGUGACCUUAAAUAGCAAUGU